GCUCCCAGCACCCCUGGGGAGGGUCUCUCUCUCUCUCUCUCACACACACACACAUGCACACACGGCAGAGCAGGGCUGUGUGAGGCUGAGGACUGACAUUCUGGGCUCCAACUCUCUCUUCUGCUCAGUUUCCAGGGGUCCUGGGACAGGUGUCUUUGUCAGUUUUUGGCUCUGAGAAAUGAGGGAGUGGGGCAUGAACUUGACCUUGUUGAUGCUCUCUGUGUGGUAAAACCACGCAGAGAGGAACGUCAACAGAAGUGGGGGUUUCCAAGCCUGUAUGACACCAUCUGGGCAGGUCUGGGGUGCCCAGCCCUGGCAGAGAUGCCAGGAGCUGUGGCAGCACCCUCACCAGUCUGGUAGCUGGCCAGUUUCGAGGCCGCCAGCUACUGGGAGCACAUGCAGACCGGGCUCUCUGGCCUUUAAUUCUUGUGAUUCUGUUCCUUGCAGGCUUUGAGCUGCUUGGAGCAGGGGCUGGAGCAGCCAUGACCCGCUGGAAGUCCCUCAAGGCCCCUGGGCCACACAAAUCCAGCCCCUGUCAGCUGGUGGCCUCACGCCGGCGUCUGAGUGCCCCGGCCCUGGCUGCCUCCUUCUGGAGGGUCCAGGAAUCUGGGGCUGAGCCCCUUUCCCAGCACAGCCUCAGGGGUCCCCCCUGCCGCCAGCUCCCUACUUCCAGGCCCAGGCAGAAGCAGUGUCCACCAUUCCGGCCCUGCGUCCCAGCUCCUCAGCGUCAUGGAGCCGCCCUGCCUGGAGCUAGCCUGGGGGUGAGCCAGGGUCCCCCAACCCCCGGGAUGACCGCGGCCAGCCGGGCCAACCCCUACAGCAUCGUGUCAUUGGAGGAGGACGGGCUGCACCUGGUCACCAUGUCGGGCGCCAACGGCUUCGGCAACGGCAAGGUGCACACGCGGCGCAGGUGCCGCAACCGCUUCGUCAAGAAGAAUGGCCAGUGCAACAUUGCGUUCGCCAACAUGGACGAGAAGUCACAGCGCUACCUGGCUGACAUGUUCACCACCUGUGUGGACAUCCGCUGGCGCUACAUGCUGCUCAUCUUCUCGCUGGCCUUCCUUGCCUCCUGGCUGCUGUUCGGCGUCAUCUUCUGGGUCAUCGCGGUGGCACACGGUGACCUGGAGCCGGCUGAGGGCCACGGCCGCACACCCUGUGUGAUGCAGGUGCACGGCUUCAUGGCGGCCUUCCUCUUCUCCAUCGAGACGCAGACCACCAUCGGCUACGGGCUGCGCUGUGUGACGGAGGAGUGCCUGGUGGCCGUCUUCAUGGUGGUGGCCCAGUCCAUCGUGGGCUGCAUCAUCGACUCCUUCAUGAUUGGUGCCAUCAUGGCCAAGAUGGCAAGGCCCAAGAAGCGGGCACAGACGCUGCUGUUCAGCCACAACGCCGUGGUGGCCCUGCGUGACGGCAAGCUCUGCCUCAUGUGGCGUGUGGGCAACCUGCGCAAGAGCCACAUUGUGGAGGCCCAUGUGCGCGCGCAGCUCAUCAAGCCGCGGGUCACCGAGGAGGGCGAGUACAUCCCGCUGGACCAGAUCGACAUCGAUGUGGGCUUCGACAAGGGCCUGGACCGCAUCUUUCUGGUGUCGCCCAUCACCAUCUUGCAUGAAAUUGACGAGGCCAGCCCGCUCUUCGGCAUCAGCCGGCAGGACCUGGAGACGGACGACUUUGAGAUCGUGGUCAUCCUGGAAGGCAUGGUGGAGGCCACAGCCAUGACCACCCAGGCCCGCAGCUCCUACCUGGCCAAUGAGAUCCUGUGGGGUCACCGCUUUGAGCCCGUGCUCUUCGAGGAGAAGAACCAGUACAAGAUUGACUACUCGCACUUCCACAAGACCUAUGAGGUGCCCUCUACGCCCCGCUGCAGUGCGAAGGAUCUGGUAGAGAACAAGUUCCUGCUGCCCAGUGCCAACUCCUUCUGCUAUGAGAACGAGCUGGCCUUCCUGAGCCGUGACGAGGAGGAUGAGGCGGACGGAGACCAGGACGGCCGAAGCCGGGAUGGCCUCAGCCCCCAGGCCAGGCAUGACUUUGACAGACUCCAGGCUGGCGGCGGGGUCCUGGAGCAGCGGCCCUACAGACGGGGGUCAGAGAUCUGAGCCAACCUUGGCCGACAUGCAGCAUCCACCCCUGGCCGGGGAGAGGCCCCGCGGUCGCUCAGGGGCCCUGGGUUUGAGCAGAACGGGCCCAGUGCCCUGGGUUGCAGACUCAGUAGCGUUUUAGUCGUUUUAUGUUUCUUUGCAAAGGCCUCAGAAGGUUGGCCGGAGAGGGGGCAGCCAGAGCGGCAGCCCCCGGCCUCAGAGGCUAUCACAGGCUCAGGGCAAAGAAGUGGCCUCCUGGGGGGCCAGGCCACGGGGGCCAGGGCUUCUGCCUGAAGAUGGAGCUGCAGCCUGCGGGGAAGCAGCCCAGCUCGAUGGUGGGCCCAGCCUCUGCUGUCCAAGGCUGGCUAGCUGCGGUGCUCCUUGCUGGUUUUUAACUUGGGGAGAAACACCGGGUUUCAGCUUUCUCGACCUUAGCUUGGGUGAGACUGUUUACAAAAAAAAAAAAAACCAUGCAAUUGGAGAAAAAAAUUUUAAUUCAUAGGGGGCAAAAAGAACAAUUAGAAUUCCAUGGGUCUGCCAGG
Messenger RNA from Homo sapiens (human), 2614 nucleotides. It is a transcript of the gene KCNJ18, whose product is annotated as potassium inwardly rectifying channel subfamily J member 18. NCBI's taxonomy places the organism in Eukaryota, Metazoa, Chordata, Mammalia, Primates, Hominidae. The record is from RefSeq and is a predicted model, not a curated record. Gene Ontology annotation, cellular component: plasma membrane; endoplasmic reticulum; membrane. Gene Ontology annotation, molecular function: inward rectifier potassium channel activity. The transcript is spliced from 2 exons. The coding region runs from base 483 to 2090 and encodes 535 amino acids. Gene Ontology annotation, biological process: potassium ion transport.